Molecule: messenger RNA, 3260 nt
Organism: Mandrillus leucophaeus (drill)
Lineage: Eukaryota; Metazoa; Chordata; Mammalia; Primates; Cercopithecidae
Product: chromosome unknown open reading frame, human C6orf89
Exons: 9
Coding region: 311-1354 (347 amino acids)
Cellular component (GO): Golgi membrane; nucleolus
Source: RefSeq, a predicted model, not a curated record
ACGACGCUGAGUGUUCCGUUUUGGGCGGAAGCGCUGGACGAGAGGAGAAACUACUGUAGGGACAAGGCCUCGCCCAUGGAGUGGGGGUUGCUUCCGGGUCGCGCUCCCGGAAACAGGAAGUUGCCCAUCCUCCUUGCCCGGCGGCAGCUGUCCGCGAGGCGGGAGGAGCCCGAGGGGGCGCGAGCCCCGCAAGAAUCAUUGUAGUCAAUCAUUUUCCAGUUCUCAGCCGCUCGGUUGUGAUCAAGAGACACAUGGUUUCCGAACUGCCAGCUCAGAAUAGGAAAAUACUUGGGAUUUUAUAUUGGAAGACAUGGAUCUUGCUGCCAACGAGAUCAGCAUUUAUGACAAACUUUCAGAGACUGUUGAUUUGGUGAGACAGACAGGCCAUCAGUGUGGCAUGUCAGAGAAGGCAAUUGAAAAAUUUAUCAGACAACUGCUGGAAAAGAAUGAACCUCAGAGGCCCCCCCCACAAUAUCCUCUCCUUAUAGUUGUGUAUAAGGUUCUCGCAACCUUGGGAUUAAUCUUGCUCACUGCCUACUUUGUGAUUCAACCUUUCAGCCCAUUAGCACCUGAGCCAGUGCUUUCUGGAGCUCACACUUGGCGCUCACUCAUCCAUCACAUUAGACUGAUGUCCUUGCCCAUUACGAAGAAGUACAUGUCAGAAAACAAGGGAGUUCCUCUGCAUGGGGGUGAUGAAGACAGACCCUUUCCAGACUUUGACCCCUGGUGGACAACGGACUGUGAGCAGAAUGAGUCAGAGCCCAUUCCUGCCAACUGCACUGGCUGUGCCCAAAAACCCCUGAAGGUGAUGCUCCUGGAAGAUGCCCCAAGGAAAUUUGAGGGGCUCCAUCCACUGGUGAUCAAGACGGGAAAGCCCCUGUCGUCGGAGGAGAUUCAGCAUUUUUUGUGCCAGUACCCUGAGGUGAUAGAAGACUUCACUGAAGGGUUUUUCGCCAAGUGGUGGCGCUGCUUUCCUGAACGGUGGUUCCCAUUUCCUUAUCCAUGGACAAGACCUCUGAACAGAUCACAAAUGUUACGUGAGCUUUUUCCUGUUUUCACUCACCUGCCAUUUCCAAAAGAUGCCUCUUUAAACAAGUGCUUCCGUCUUCACCCGGAACCUGUUGUGGGGAGUAAGAUGCAUGAGAUGCGUGACCUAUUUAUCAUGGGCAGCGGCGAGGCCAUGUUGCAGCUUAUCCCUCCCUUCCAGUGCCGAAAACAUUGUCAGUCUGUGGCCAUGCCAAUAGAGCCGGGAGAUAUCGGCUAUGCCAGCAGCACUCACUGGAAGGUCUACAUUAUAGCCAGAGGGGUCCAGCCUUUGGUCAUCUGCGAUGGAACCACUUUCUCAGAACUGUAGGAAAUAGAACUGUGCACAGGAACAGCUUCCAGAGCCGAAAACCAGGUUGAAAGGGGAAAAAUAAAAAACUAUGAAACUGCUUUCCAGGGGUUGGUUACUUAGUUACCUGCCCUUUGCAUGCAUGUGUGAACCAGCUGUGAGCUGCAAGGCAGUGGCCAGGGCCUAGCCCUCCUGACUCUUCCUGCAGAUGGCUCAGGAAGGAUUCAGCCUGGCCACUUGGCUAGGACUCUGCCAGCACCCAUCUGAGACUGACCUCUUCCGGGCCUUUGGGCACUAAGACCUUGAUGCUGCCCCUUAGGCAGGAAACAGGGCUGGUGCCUGCCUUCGCCUGUAUUGCCAGCUUCCUUCCCUGGCAGUGGAGAGGGCAGCCAACAGGUUCUGAUGUCAGAGCCAUCCUUUACCAGGUGGGCCUGCUUGUCCCCAUCUUCCUGGCCACAUCACUCUACUUUUUGGAAAGCCAUGGCUGAUUAAAGAAGUUCUUGUAGUUUCCCAAACGAAAUGGAAUCUAGAAGCAGUGAAAAAAGGUCAGAUAACUUUGAAUUGCAUUCAAGAAGUACACUUCUUUCCCAUUGUCCGUGGCACUUGGAGUCUCUAUAAUGCCAGGCUAGAGUCUGAUCAUAUAAUAAUUCAAAGUGGUAACUCCCAAGGUAACGCUUUCUUCCAUUUCAUCAGGUUCUUAUAUCCCCACUGCACUCCCUCCCCUUCUCCCUUGCCUGUCUGAAUGGCUUCUUGGAAGCUUGGCUCUAGUCCUCCCUGCCUUGGCAGGGCCAGAGCCCACUACUGCUGAGGCAGCACUGCUCUUGUCAGCUGUGUUGCCUUUACCAAGUGUCUUCAGAGGGUUAUGAGUUAGAGUAGCUGGCCGGGGGAGAGGGUGCCUCCCUGGGUUUGAUCUUUAGGGUCUGACUUUCUGCAGAGAAGAUGUUUUACAGAUGUGUCAAAGCUGAUGUUGUAAUGUGGUUGGGGGAGGAAAUCCAGACCCAAAGUGUUUGUCAGCUGGGUGUACAAAUGACUGUGUGAUCCUCUGUCUUAAAAUGAUUUCUGUCUGUGCUGGGAAACAAAAACAAGGUGAGGUAUUUUUCUUUUUUGUAGUAAUAUAAAGCUGUGUGUUUCUGAUUGGAUGAUUCACUAUGUGCAUUGUUUUCUCCCAAGUGCUUUCGGUAUAUAGCAAUCAAAUGGUGUAAAUAAGGAUGUUCUUUUCCUGUUCCUUUUUUUUUUUCUCUAUUAUUCUUUUAUUGACACCGCUAGAUACCUGGCCAUUGGUCAUGCCAAUGCCAGGAUGAAGAAAAAGCAAUCUACACUUUGGCCUCUGGUUCUGAAUUGCAGAAAUCAAAUGGAUACAUUACGUGUCGAUGUCAGAAUUAUGGAUCAGAGGCAGACAGUGAUGAGUGAAGAUGGUUGUGAAGCCCUCUUCAUUCCUGGAGGAGCCUGCAUCUCAUCUCCAGGCCCUCUUUCUCUGGGGGUCUCAUGCCCAGCAGUGAGGAGCACUGAGCACUUGAAUGGCCUGUUUGUCUGCGGGCUUACAGAGGACAAGCAGAGUUCACAGAGCUCAGGGUGGAAACAUCAGAGCCUCCUCCGCGGGCUUCAGUGAAACUAGGAUGAACUGUACCUGAGGGAAUUUUUUCUUAAUCAACCCCUUGUGUGGAUGAAUACAGGAAAAACAAAACUUGUGUACAUAUAAAAGUCAUGCUGUGAAGCAGCUAUGAUUUAAGAGGUUUUAAGUCAGAGGGAUCAUGUAGAGGCCGGCUUUGCGUAAGCUUUUACAGCCUUCUGCAGUGUCCUUACCCUGGCCGCACAUGGGGAAGGGCUGUAUGUAAACAAGUGCUUUAGAGGCCUCUGAGAGUUUUUAAAAAUUAGACCCGUUAACAAAAAAGAGGGUUUCUUAGGAACAAAGCAACUAUUUUGAUUA